ACGAUGAGGCAGAGGAUGCCGAGUGCCCACUGUGCCUCGAAGAGAUGGAUAUCUCAGACGUCAACUUCAAGCCUUGCCCUUGUGGUUAUCAGAUAUGCCGUUUCUGCUGGCACCACAUCAAGGAAAAUCUGAACGGGCGUUGCCCAGCAUGCCGACGUGAGUACACCGACGACGCUGUGCAGUUCAAACCGAUCAACAAGGAAGAUCAUAAGCGCCUGACGCAGCAGAAGAAACAACGGGAGAGGGAGCGGAAAGAGCUUGAUGCGCUGGGCCGCCGCCAUCUAGCGAACGUGCGAGUUGUUCAGAGAAACGUCGUAUACGUUGUCGGGAUCGGCCCGCGCUUUGCCAAAGAAGAGCUUAUUCCAACGCUCCGCUCACACGAAUACUUUGGCCAAUAUGGAAAGAUCUCGAAGAUCGUCAUUGUCAAACGUACCUCUCCUGGUGGACGUGCGCCUGUUGUCGGGCUGUACAUCACGUUCCAUCGCCGAGAAGACGCGGCGCGCUGCAUUGCCGCUGUAGACGGUGCGCCAUCUCCUGGGGCAAGCGGGGAAGUCAUGCGAGCUAGUUAUGGAACGACAAAGUACUGCAUGACCUUCUUGCGUGGCGCAAGUUGCCCAGACCACAGCUGCAUGAGUCUUCACGAGUGGGGAGACGAAAACGAUUGUUUCACGAAAGAAGACCUUACGACGCUGAAACACACCAUGAAGGACACGGAGAGCAGGGCGCGGACAAUUACAAUUGUCAAAAAGGGAGAAGACGCGGAAGGCCUCCCGCGCGCCGCGUCAUGGGCUAACAAACCUCCCACGACUGUUGCAAAUACUGCGUUACAGAAUCAUACCAACGCAAUGCAAAGCGUGGCGGCCCGUCAGCAACGGCGAAUUGGGUCGACUAGCGCAGCGUCCACUACCACUCCUGCUACGCGUCAGCAGAAAAUUAGCUCCAUCGCUAACAAUGCAUCGAUAUCAAGUACGAAGAAGGCAGUUGCUGCGAAGUCCCCAUCGCUAGCUUCGUUCUCUCGACCUGCGACGCCCGUCCUACCGGGUAUUACAGCAAGCAUUAAGGCAAGUAAACAGAAGGACACACCUUCGACAACUGCAGCCGCUGCGCGUCCAGCCUCGCCUGCCACUGCUGAACCUGAAAGCAAGCCUUCACCGGAAGAGCCUUCGAGAGCUAGCUCUCCACCGGGGUCGGAACCGUUAUCACCAGAGCCCACGUCUGCAUUGCCGACCGCACCCCCAGGACUCCCAACUCUACCUCCGGGGUUGUCUGCACCCCCAGGCCUGCCACCACCAUCGCAUACACCCAUCUCCACGGAUUCGUCACCGCAGAUACCCAUGCAGAUGCCGCAAGGGCCAUACCAGAUGUCCACAGCCGCGCAAGCACUCAUAGAAGAUCUUAGGGCUCGUCGGGAAAACACAUUGGUCGUAAAUGUGCCGAAUCCGUUCCCGGAAUUUGAUCGUAUGAUGCAGUCUUUGGCGGGGGACAACAGCUUCAGUUUCAGUCUAGAUCCCAAACUUGCUGCAGACACUGAGGAUGUGGCGCUCCCUGACUUCCAGACGGAGGGAGCGAAACCCUUCGGCGGUUCGUUCUUCGAUGCCUUCCCCGGCGUCAGACAGCCACCACCACCUGGACUUGGCUUCCCACAGCUCGGAGGUUCUAGAGAUCGCAUCGGCACACCUAGUUCCAGCUACAGCGGCUCGUUCAACCCGUUCGGUAACGAUCUGGCAGAGGAGCCAUCUCAACAAUAUCCGCCGUUGGACGAGGAGAGGAAAGUGUCCAGAUUCGGCUUUGCCAGGGGGCGUCAAGGCUCUGCUGCGUCGACAAGCGCCUCGUCUCCUUUGCACGCUUCGGCGUCACUGAAUCACUCGGAGAGCUUUUCGCAGGCGGCGUACUUUGCGCAUUCGGAAGUUAUGUCGCCCCCACUCGCCCACCCGAGUCCAUCGCAAUGGAGCUACACUUCACGACAUCACGACUAUCUGAACCAGUCCGCUUCUGCAAUGAGCUCCCCUCUUGCACAGCACGCUCAGGCGCACCAUCCAUACGAACAGGCCGCACGAUAUCAACAGGGAUUCGACACGUCUGUCAGCGAGGCCCAACUUAGAGACUUCAUCAAUUCGAGCCGCGACCGUGCAGCUCGCACGGCCACCGUUGAUCCAAAUAGCUUCAAGUUCAGUGGCAGCCAGUCUUUCAGCGACCCUGCAAUUAUGUCGGCUCGACUAGCUUCUCCGGCGGUGGCGCAGCCGAUACACGAGAGCGGCUACGCAAACGUCCAGCCUCCAAUGGAGAGUUAUCAGCAGCAACAGCAACAGUUAGCUUACGGACCACCACCUGGUCUUGCCUAUCCUCCAGGUAUCAUGCCCGGCCCUACCAUGCGGCACGGACUAGGACUUGGAGCUGUACCAUCAGCUGUAGAGCUGGCUCAAGCCGGUGGAUCUGCUCAUGCCUUAUACACAGUCCCCGCUUCGCCUUCACCCGUCAUUCCAUCCCCCGUUCUCUCGUCUUCAGACUUCCCUGCUCUCUCUGCUCCCGAAUCCACCCCCAAUAUCGACCAACAGCAGCCCGCCGAUAGCUCGGAGCCUACCACACCCCUCACGGAAACCAAGGCCCAGUCCAGGGCGGAGCGCGCGGCAGCGAAGAAGAAAGCCGCCGCUGAGGUGUCUGCUACGAAGGCCGCUGCAAAGGCUGCAGAAAAGGAGCGGCUCGCUUCGCAGAAGGCCGCCAAAGAAAAGGCCGCUGCUUUGCAGAAGGCAGCAGAGAGGGAGAAAGCAGCCAGGGAGAAGGCCGAGAGGGAAGAGAAGGAGCGUCUUGAACGAGAGAAAGCCGAGAGGGUGGCUGAGAGAGCCACCGCUGCGAAGGCUGAGCGCGAAAAGGUCGAGGUGGAGAAGGCCGAGAAAGAGAAGAUGGAGAAGGAAAGGGUCGAGAAGGAGAAAGUGGAGAAAGCAGGGGCGGCGAAGGCAGCGGCAAAGACUGGCAAACUUGCUGAAGCCGAGAGCAUCUCUCAAACCUCUAUGCCCGCUCAGGCCUCUAAGCCGCCUAGCCGUCGUGACACUAACGCGAAGCAACCCUCGACCCCGGUACUCUCGUCCGCUGUGCCUGUCGUCCAGGCACCCAUCUUGGCCAGGUUGCCCAAGAAGACCAAGCCGAAUGCAAAGCCCAUCAAGAUCCCGAAGGAGGACAGCUUGAACGAUGUCUCCUCCGCGAUAGCUUCCGCAACUGCGUCCGAGGCACCCCAGCUCCCCGAAGUCCGAAACGAGUCGAGCUCCAGCAGCUCGCGUGCGCACUCUGAGGACAGGACGCACAGCGAGCCGAGAUCGCUCGAGGAGUUUCUUGCCGAAAUCGACGUUCAAGUGCCAUGGAUACGUCUGGCGCGGCAUCCGUUCUUCGACAUAACGAAGAUCAAUCCUGCUUCCAAGCUGCCACUAGAAUAUGGCCCCCUCGUCCACGCCUUGUCCGCUCUUUCCGUGGGCGGGGGCUCCUUCGCGAAUACCAUGCCCUCUGGCUCUAUCGACAACGCUGUCUCCUCCUUCCAGCAGCUUCUGGAGACACUGACACAGACCAUCUCCGACCUUCUCCGUCUUCUGCCUCGGACCACAUGGGACGACAGCUCUUCUUUUGACGGUGUGUUACGCGACAUGCUGAAGGGUGACGAUUUUCUGGAGGAUGGUGGCGAAGAGCCUGCACCGCAGGGCAAGGAAGACGAGGUGGCCGCGCUCACCAUGGCCCUUGAACGACGCGCCCGCUGGAUGGAGGUACAGCUCUCAAAGCUCGAAGAACUGCAUCGUGAUAUCAACAACGCGGCCGUCCGGGCGGUGCUCACGUUUAACGACAAUGGUUGGGACUUGCACGGCUUCAUGCCGCGCAUGGGUGACACGCUAACACGCUUCGAAAACCUCGGUAAGGUUUUUGAGGGCAAGGUCGCGCGGGACAUGACCGCGGACGAACUGGAGAGGGAGCUGGCACUUGCGAAGGAGUCGGUGGCGCAUGCGGAGACGGAGCUUAGAGACAUGAUGCAGAGCCUGCAGGUUGUGAAGCCGUCGGAUGAGGAUGUCUAAUGAAUGUAAUAAUCCACGCCUAAUUAUGGAAGUACACAUUUUCUUGCAACCUGGCUCCGUGUUCACACUCCUUGCGUCAGCAGGGUUUCUGGGAGACACGAUUAUUCAAGCACGUCUUCAGACAUGUACUAUUGGAUGCUAACGAUGAGAAAAUCGGGGUCAGCUUCCGGCCAUUCCUGGUUUGAAACGAAGAUGAGCCCUUGAAUAUAACACCAGCGCCACGUGUACCCACUCUAACAAUAACAAUUGCAUCUUCACUCAGCAUGACCGCACUGGUGAGACCCACAUCUACCGGAGGAUCUUCAGCCUCCACUCCAUACAACUGGAUGUUGUCGAAUCUGUUCGUGGAUAUACGCGUGUGACUCUUCCGAUACGGCAGGCACGUCAGCACGCAGUCGGGGUCGUCAAAGAACUUGGCAAAGUCGGGCGGAAGCCGUGUUGGGUGCACAUAGUAUUCAAAGUCGUCAUCAACGCCCUGAAGCGGCUCCACGUCCUGGUAGCUAACCGCGUCUUUGGACUUGAAGAACUCGGCGAUGCUCUGGCCUUCGGGCACGACCGCGGCGCCCGCGAGGGCCUUGCGUAUCGCGAGCUGGUUGAAGUCGCAGAUCUCGACGGAUUGCGGGAAGACCCCGUAGUUGUUCGGGACGAGGCUCGCCGGCCGGUAGCGCCGCACACGCCCAUCCGUAUGCACGACCCACGAGUACUGGGCGACAAUGCGCGUGCCGUAGACGCAGCACGGCCAAUUACCGUCCCAGAUAUCAUUCUGUGGCUCCGCGCGGCAGCUUGAUGGGCCCCAGGUUACCCAUGGAAGCGUGAAGGGGCUCGACGUGUCACGGGCAUAGGCGAGUAGUUGCACGAGGGAUAUGGAGAAGCGGAUGGUGUACAGGUUGAUGCCAGGAUUUGGUGCAUGCAUGACCGUCAUCAUCAGGACAAUGAUCCUGUCGUUGCGCGCUUGGAAAAACGGAGGUUGGGAGACGGUGUGAAUGACUGGCCCGGGUGUCGUCCCAGAGCUAUCAGGACGAGACUCGAUAGAGCGUUCUUCAAGUGCAUUCGGCAUCCAUCCGGGGCCCGGGUCGCAAAGCAGCUCCAUUGACUCGAUGGCUGAAGAGUUUGUCUGACAUGCAGGCAGGAGGAACGUCCAACACCUAUGAGUGUCAGACCAGUCUGGUAACGCUUCUUCGUCUUCUGACUCAUCUGUACGAACUCAGU
Molecule: messenger RNA, 5261 nt
Organism: Phanerochaete carnosa HHB-10118-sp
Lineage: Eukaryota; Fungi; Basidiomycota; Agaricomycetes; Polyporales; Phanerochaetaceae
Exons: 9
Coding region: 45-4052 (1335 amino acids)
Biological process (GO): protein ubiquitination
Cellular component (GO): CCR4-NOT complex
Molecular function (GO): RNA binding; ubiquitin-protein transferase activity
Source: RefSeq, a predicted model, not a curated record